AUGAAUGUGCUAGCAUUUACGGAAAACCAAUUUGAAGGUGUUUUGCCCAUUUCUAUUGGCAACUUGUCAACACAACUCACUCAAUUAUAUUUGGGAGGCAAUAAAAUAUCUGAAACUAUUCCUGUAGCAUUACAGAAUCUCAUCAACUUAAUUGUCUUGGGUAUGGAGAAUAAUCUUCUCACAGGUAUGAUACCUACUUCUUUUGGGAGGUUUCAGAAGAUGCAAGUAUUGAGUUUUUCAGGAAACAAACUGUCAGGGAAAAUCCCAAGUUCUAUUGGUAACGUCACUCAAUUGGUUAUAUUGUUUUUGUUUCAAAACAAUUUAGAAGGAAGCAUUCCUCCAAGUAUUGGUACUUGUCAAAGUUUACAACAGUUGGAUGUUUCACAAAAUUACCUUAGUGGAGUCAUACCCCAACAGGUUUUCCAAAUUUUUUCUUUGUCACUUUUACUCAAUUUAUCCCACAACUCAUUUAGUGGCAACUUACCUGUUGAAGUAGACGGUUUGAAGAAUAUUGAUUCACUCGAUGUCUCUAAAAACAAUUUUUCUGGUGAAAUUCCUACAACAAUUGGAAAUUGCUUUAACUUAGUGUACCUAGGCUUGCAAGAGAAUUCCUUUAACGGGAACAUACCUUCAUCAAUGGAUUCCUUGAAAGGCCUUGAACAUUUAGAUGUUUCACAAAACAGCUUAUCAGGAUUAAUUCCAAAGGGUCUAGAGAAGCUUUCAUUUUUAAAAUAUUUGAACAUUUCGUUCAACAAUACUGAGGGUGAGGUACCAACAGGAGGAGUAUUCAGAAAUGUAAAUAUGAUAUCUGUUAUUGGAAACAAUAAGCUUUGUGGGGGUAUUCCACAGUUGCAAUUACCAACAUGCCACAAAGUUACAAAAUCAAGAAUGUCCCUUGCUUCUAGAUUGACAAUCACAAUUGUUUGUGUCUUUACAUGUAUUCUUCUGGUUUCAUCCUUUCUCAUUCUCUAUUGGAGGAAAAAGUCAAAUAAGAAACCAUCGUCUACAGUCUCAAAUAUUGAUCUCCUUCCAACAAUUUCAUACAAAAUGCUUCAUCAAGCAACUAAUGGAUUUUCUCUCAACAAUUUGAUUGGAUCUGGUAGUUUUGGAUCAGUUUAUAAAGGGGUUCUUGAGCAACAUGAAAGACUAGUUGUUGUAAAGGUCCUUAACCUUCAAACGAAAGGAGCUCCUAAGAGUUUUAUGGCAGAAUGCAAUGUGUUAAGAAAUGUUCGGCACCGAAAUCUUUUAAAAAUCUUAAGUUCUUGCUCCAGUAUAAAUUAUAAUGGUGAUGAAUUCAAAGCUUUAAUAUUCGAAUUCAUGACAAAUGGGAGCUUAGAUAUGUGGCUUCAUCCAAUGAUAGAUAGCGAAUAUCAAUCGCAAAAUUUGAGCUUUUUUCAAAGACUUAUUAUUGCCACUGAUGUAGCUUCUGCAUUAUGUUAUCUUCACAAUCAUUGUGAGCAAAAAAUCAUUCAUUGUGAUUUAAAGCCGAGUAACAUUCUUCUUGAUAAUGAGAUGAUUGCUCAUGCAAGCGAUUUCGGUUUAGCGAGGCUCCUCUCUGAAAGUUCAAAAACGUUUGUAGAGUAUGGGAUUGGAGGUGAAGCAUCAACUGAGGGGGACAUAUAUAGCUAUGGAGUCCUUGUGUUAGAAAUGUUCACUGGAAGGAGGCCCACUAAUGAUAUGUUUAGAGAUGGUUUGAAUCUCCAUAACUUUGUUAAGAUGGCACUACCAAAAAGACUUGUUCAAAUUGUUGACCCACUGCUUUUACCAAGAAAAGCUACAGAAAUGGGAGCAGCAACUGUGACAAUAAUGGCAAAAGAAAAAGCUGAUAACAAUGAUGACAAUGCCAACGAAAUUGAAGUAGAAGAAGCUGAUAACAAUGAGGAGUUUUCCUGCUUGUCCAAACCAAUGAAGCUUCACAACCCCAAUUUUCCUGCAUCAUGCUCUACACAUGUUCAUAUGAUUCUACUCUUUACUAUAACCCUUCUAUGCUUGCAACCUGCCACUUUUUUUGCCACUUCAACAAAUGAGACUGAUCAUUUGGUUUUGCUUAAAUUUAAAGAAUCCAUUGCUGAUGACCCAUAUGGAAUCUUGAGCUCUUGGAAUGAUUCUAUCCAUUUUUGUAACUGGUAUGGAGUAACAUGUGGCCGCCGUCAUGGAAGAGUCACAACCUUGGUACUAGAAGGUCAUAACUUGCAUGGAACCAUUACACCUUACAUUGGAAACCUCACAUUUCUCAGGGCCAUCAACCUCCAAAACAACAGCUUUUAUGGUGAUAUUCCAAAGGAAGCUGGUCAUUUGUUCCGACUGCGACAUCUUAAUCUUUCAAGUAACUCACUGGGAGGAGAAAUUCCAACCAGCUUGACCAACUGCUCCGAACUCAGGGUAAUGGUCUUAGAAUCGAACAAACUUAUUGGGAAAAUCCCAAUGGAGCUUGGCUCUUUGACUAAGCUUUUGGCUCUUAUGGUUUCAACAAACAAGUUGACAGGAGGAAUCCCACCUUCCUUGGGAAAUCUUUCGUUGCUCGUAAAUUUUUCAGUAGAAUAUAAUAACUUAGAGGGAAAUAUUCCAGAGAGUAUAGGCCAUUUGAAAAGCUUAUCAGUCUUCAGAGUUGGAGUCAAUAAACUGAACGGUACGGUCCCUUCCUCUCUCUACAGUUUAUCAUCUAUUAGUACUAUACACUUUGUCUUCAACCAACUCAAUGGCGCUCUUCCAGCAAACAUAGGCCUCACUCUCCAUAAUCUCAAACUAUUUGGAAUUGGUGAGAAUGAAUUCUUUGGGCCAAUCCCCGGUUCUUUAUGCAAUGCAUCUAAGCUUCAAAUACUUGACGUAGGUGGAAACAACUUUGUGGGACCAGUUCCAACUAAUCUGGGAUAUCUACUAGAUCUUGAACACCUACGUCUAAGUUAUAAUAAUUUAGGAAGGGAUUUGGACUUCUUAAACUCUUUAGAAAACUGUAGCAAAAUGGAAUCGCUGACAUUUAGAAGUAACCAAUUUGAAGGUGUUUUGCCCAAUUCUAUUGGCAACUUGUCAACACAACUUAAUGCAUUGAAAUUUGGAGACAACCAAAUAUCUGGAAUGAUUCCUACAGCGUUACAGAAUCUUAUCAACAUAAAUAGUUUGGAAAUGGAUGAGAAUCUUUUCAUAGGUGUGAUACCUACUUAUUUUGGAAAGUUUCAGAAGAUGCAAGGAUUGGAUUUAUCAGGGAACAAAUUGUCAGGGCAAAUCCCAAGCUCCAUUGGCAACAUCACUCAAUUGGUUCAAUUGAACUUUUCUCGAAACAAUUUAGAAGGAAGCAUACCUCCAACUAUUGGUAAUUGCCACAGUUUGCAACAAUUGGAUAUUUCACAAAAUUACCUCAGUGGAGUCAUAUCUCUGCAGGUUUUUUCUCUUUUCUCUUUGUCACUAUUACUCAAUUUAUCCUGCAACUCAUUUAGUGGUGAAUUAUCUGUUGAAGUGGGCAAUUUGAAAAAUAUUAAUUCUCUAGAUAUCUCUGAAAACAACUUGUCUGGUGAAAUUCCCACAACAAUUGGAAAUAUAUUGAAUUUAGAAGAGCUCCACUUGCAAGGGAAUUCCUUUGAAGGAAUCAUACCUUCAUCAAUGGCUUAUCUGAAAGGCCUUGAACUUUUGGAUGUUUCACGAAACAACUUAUCAGGAUUUAUUCCAAAGGGUCUAGAGAAACUUUUAUUUUUAAAAUACUUGAACAUUUCAUUCAAUGAUUUUGAGGGCCCACUACCAACUAUUGGAGUUUUCAAAAAUGUAGAUGCAACAUCAAUUAUUGGAAACAAUAAGCUUUGUGGGGGUAUUUCACAAUUACAACUACCAAAAUGCCCCAGAGUUACAAAAUCAAGAAAGUCUCUUGCUUCAAGAACAAUAAUCACAAUUGUUUGUGUGGUUGCAUGUCUCCUUCUAGUUUCAUCAUUUAUUGUUCUUUAUUGGAGGGAAAAAUAUAAAAAGAAACCAUCUUCUAAUGUCUCAAAGACAGAUCUCCUUCCAACAAUUUCCUACAAAAUGCUUCAUCGUGCAACUAAUGGAUUUUCUCUCAACAAUUUGAUUGGAUCUGGUAGUUUUGGAUCAGUUUACAAAGGAGUUCUUGAUCAAGAAGAAAUGUUAGUUGCAGUAAAAGUUCUAAACCUUCAAACUAAAGGAGCUACCAAGAGUUUUUUGGUGGAAUGCAAUGUCUUAAGAAAUGUUCGACACCGAAAUCUUGUGAAGAUCUUAACAUGUUGCUCCAGUAUCAAUUAUAAUGGCGGUGAAUUUAAAGCUCUUGUAUUUGAAUUCAUGACAAAUGGGAGCUUAGAUAUGUGGCUACAUCCAAUGACAGACUGCGAAAAUCAAUCAAAAAAUUUGAGCUUUCUUCAAAGAAUAAUUAUUGCAAUUGAUGUGGCUUCUGCAUUAAAUUAUCUGCACAAUCAUUGUCAGCAACAAAUCAUUCAUUGUGAUUUAAAGCCAAGCAAUAUUCUUCUCGAUAGUGAGAUGAUUGCUCAUGUAAGCGACUUUGGUUUAGCAAGACUCCUCACAAGCAUUGAUGAUUCUUCCCAGAAGUGUACUAGUACAAUUGGGUUAAAAGGAUCUAUCGGCUAUGUUGCUCCAGAAUAUGGCAUGGGUGGUGAGGCAUCAACUGAGGGGGAUGUAUAUAGCUAUGGAGUCCUUGUGCUGGAAAUGUUUACAGGAAGGAUGCCCACUGAUGAUAUGUUUAAAGAUGGUCUAAAUCUCCAUAAUUUUGUUAAGAUGGCAUUACCAAAAAGACUUGCUCAAGUUGUUGACCCAAUACUUUUGCCAAGAGAAGUUGAAGAAUUGGGAGUUGCAACUGCGGUAAUGAUAGUGACAGAAAAAGAUGACAAUGAUAAUGAAAUUGAAGUAGAAGAAGCUAAUAAUAUUGAGGAUUCUAGGCAUAUUGAUGUUGACAUGCAAGAGUGCUUACUCUCAAUUCUUAACAUUGGAAUCUUAUGUUCAUUGGAAUCCCCGAAAGAGAGGAUGAGUAUGGAGGAAGUCAUUAAGGAACUGCAAUUGAUAAAAAGUGCUUUCAUUAGUUUGGGGAUCCGCAAAGGCAGACCAAAUAGAGCUCAAGUAAGGGGUAUUUAAUUUUGAU
Quercus lobata is the source of this 5089-nucleotide messenger RNA. Its product is annotated as probable LRR receptor-like serine/threonine-protein kinase At3g47570. Gene Ontology annotation, biological process: protein phosphorylation. Gene Ontology annotation, molecular function: protein binding; protein kinase activity; ATP binding. NCBI's taxonomy places the organism in Eukaryota, Viridiplantae, Streptophyta, Magnoliopsida, Fagales, Fagaceae. The coding region runs from base 1 to 5082 and encodes 1693 amino acids. The transcript is spliced from 4 exons. The record is from RefSeq and is a predicted model, not a curated record.